This is a messenger RNA of Parnassius apollo (apollo), 960 nucleotides long. Lineage: Eukaryota; Metazoa; Arthropoda; Insecta; Lepidoptera; Papilionidae. The record is from the annotation of a GenBank genome assembly.
AUGGCUUCAACAACUUCGGCUGCUGUCCAGAAUGAUGGUAGCCCACAGAUUUUGAUGAACCACCCGGUGUCUCCUCAGGUGCGUGAUGCAACAACAUCACAGCUAGCGUCUCUAGACAGUUCCACACAAAUGGAUGACGCUAGUAUGACAUCAACUAAUCAACCAGUGUCAACCCAUCAAAAGUCAGAUACAGUAUCUAUGCAACCUAAUAUCACUCCUGGACCAACAUCAGUUAUCAUUACAGAUUAUCAACUUUCUCAAAUUCUAUCAAUGGUUGACCCAUCAUACAACAUGAAUAGCAAUAGUAAUUUUGCUAGAUGUACAGCUAGAUUUGAUGGUUCUAAGGAUGUAUAUGUUUUAGCUUUUAUAGAAGCUAUCGAGGUAUAUAAAGAAUGUGUUGCUAUGGAAGAGAAUAUCGCUCUUCGGGGAUUGCCCAUGUUAUUAACUGGAUUGGCUGCAACAUGGUGGCUAAGAGUGAAACAAUCAGUAUUGACCUGGACGAAAGCAAUGCAGUUGUUAAAACAUACUUAUGGUGCCCGUCUUCCACCGCAUAAAAUAUAUAGAGUAUUUUUUAUUAUACCGCAUAAAAUAUAUAGAGAACUGUUUAGUAAUGAGCAAGGCGAUGAAAGCACGGAUGUAUUUGUUUGUAUAGCAAGAGCCCAGCUAGCACAAUUACCACCAGGAACGUUAGCUGAGAAUCCUGUACAGUUAGGCAUGGUUUAUGGACUGCUGAAUAGGAAAAUACGUAAAAAGGUAAUCAGAUCCUCCUUUAAGACAUUUUCAGAGUUACUUGAAAAAGCACGUGCUGUAGAAGACCUUUUUGAAGAAGGACGAAUGAGACCAUAUAGUCGUCAGCAAAUUUCCUCUAAUAGAUCAUUAGGUGUAUCUUCAUCUACCCCUAAUAAUAAUAAGGCGCGACUAAAUGCGUCUGUUGCAACAAGUUAUAGUGGGAAUAAUUAG